Molecule: messenger RNA, 3119 nt
Organism: Catharus ustulatus (Swainson's thrush)
Lineage: Eukaryota; Metazoa; Chordata; Aves; Passeriformes; Turdidae
Gene: FNBP4
Product: formin binding protein 4
Exons: 17
Coding region: 1-3015 (1004 amino acids)
Molecular function (GO): protein binding
Source: RefSeq, a predicted model, not a curated record
AUGGGGAAGAAGGCGCGGGCCGCGCCCGGGCGCCGGCCCAUCCUGCAGCUCUCCCCGCCCGCGCCGCGCCGCGACGAGGCGGCGGGACCCGCGGGCGAGGGGGGCGACUCGGGCUCCGAACCGGAUGAGCCCGAGACGGUGGCGGAGCCGCCCCGCAACCCGCCCAAUCCGCCACCUGCCGCUCCCGCCGCGGUUAAGGCCACAGGAGGUUUGUGCCUGCUGGGUGCCUAUGCUGACAGUGAUGAGGAGGAGGGUGAGACCCCGGAGAAGCCGGCCCAUUCCACGGAUGCCAACGGUAGCAAUUCCGCUGACAUCGACAGCACCCUGGCAAACUUCCUGGCUGAGAUUGAUGCCAUCACAGCCCCUCCACAGCCCGCUGAGCCCACCACUGCCUCCUCUUCCUCCUCCUCCUCCUCCGUGCCACCCCCCACGCCUCCCCGCCCGGAGCCGAAGGAUUCGGGCACGUCGUCAGGCACAGCCAAUGGCACGGGCUCGGCGCCAGCCCCGGAGUGGCAGUAUGACACCCAGUGCUCGCUGGCCGGAGUGGGAGAGCUGGAGAUGGGCGACUGGCAGGAAGUGUGGGAUGAGAACACCGGCUGCUACUACUACUGGAACACCCAGAGCAACGAGGUGACCUGGGAGCUGCCCCAGUACUUGGCGACGCAGGUCCAGGGCCUGCAGCAUUACCAGCACAGCAGCACUGUGACAGGCACCAACGGCAGCUUCAUAGCAGCCACGGAGCCGUUCCCUCAGGAGAAGGGGACCCCGGGCGGCGCUAGCCGUGGGACCAGCCUCAGCAAGCGGGAGGUGAAGAAGGAAGUGAAUGAAGGAGUGCAGGCUCUCUCCAACAGUGAGGAAGAGAGGAAGGGAGUGGCUGCAGCCCUCCUGGCCCCACUCGUGCCCGACGUGGUGAAGGAGGAAGAGGAGCGGUGGAGGAGGAAAGUGAUCUGCAAAGAGGAGGUUGAGCCACCUCUGGAAGAGGAGGCAAAAGUGGAAGAGGCACCAGCUGCCCCAGAAGAGCCAGAGCCUAGCAGGGACCCCCUGGAAGACACAGGGCAGGAGGAUCUGUGCAGCGUGGUGCAGUCGGGAGAGAGCGGGGAGGAGGAGGAGGAGCAGGACACGCUCGAACUGGAGAUGGUGCUGGAGAGGAAAAAGGCAGAGCUGCGUGCCUUGGAGGAAGGCGAUGGCAGCGUUUCGGGCUCCAGCCCGCUCUCCGAUGGGAGCCAGUCGGCCUCGCAGGAUGCGUCCCGCAGGCUGGCCUCCAAGCGAGGGAAAUGGAAACUGUUUGUGGGAGCCGCCAGCCCUGAGUCCGCCAGUCGAGGCUCCAGCAAAACGGGCCGGGAGAGCCCAGAAGCAGGAGAAGCAGCCCCAAGCACGGAAGCAACUGAUCCAAGCUCAGACAAAGAGGCAGAACCUGAGGAGCCCCAGGAAAAAGCCAAAUCACAAGGGGCUCCAAAAAUGGAAGAGGAAGAGCAGGAUCUGAAGUUUCAGAUUGGAGAGCUGGCAAAUACUCUGACUAGUAAAUUGGAGUUCCUGGGCAUCAACAGACAAUCUAUCUCCAACUUCCACAUGUUGCUGUUGCAGACAGAGACCCGCAUUGCAGACUGGCGAGAAGGUGCUCUCAAUGGAAACUACCUCAAACGCAAACUCCAAGACGCAGCCGAACAGCUUAAACAAUACGAAAUAAACGCCACCCCUAAAGGCUGGUCCUGCCACUGGGACAGGAUCUCUGGAUCAACUCUUCUGACCAACAGCUCUCCCAAAGGACAAACUUCAACUCACCGACGGAAUGAAGAGCAAGAUUUCUGUCUCCUGCCAGCAGGGAGCAUAGACGCUAUUUCUAUGUUAACAAGCGCUCGGGAGAGUCGCAAUGGGAGUUCCCUGACGGGGAGGACGAAGAGGAGGGACAGCAAGGCGCCGUUGACAGAAAACCUGAUGGUCCUCCAAAGCCACCUCCCAAAGACAAAGGAGAGCUCACUGAGGGGGCCGCUGAGCGCCCUGCAGUCCUCCGUUCCCGUCCUUCAACCUCCCUUGCCUUUGGAAAUGCCUCCGCCGCCUCCGCCCCCGCCAGACUCGCCCCCGCCGCCUCCACCGCCACCCCCACCACCUGGAGAAGAUGGGGAAAUCCAGGAAGUGGAGAUGGAAGAUGAGGGGGGCGAGGAGCCGCCUGCCCCAGGAACAGAGGAAGAUGCUCCCCUGAAGUCCCUGGUGCGCCCCGCUGCCAGCAGCAGCCAGGCCACAGUCGAUCCAAGCCCAGCCCCGCUGCUCUCGGCCAAGCCGCAGAAGAGGAAAGCAGUGGAGAUGAGCCCGGGGAUGAUGCAGCGCACGGCCACCAUUGGCAGCUGCCCUGUCAUCUACAGCCAGCCCCUGAUGGCCACGGGCAAGUACCAGCCAUCAGCCGUGCCCUUGGCCUCCCUGAGGCCACGCCAGCGCCUCCAGAGCGAGAUCCAGGGACGCCCCAACCUCCGCAUGGCUCCAGGCCACGCUGGCCCUCAGCCCACGGCGCUGGGGCUGCAGUCCAGCUACUUGGGUGUGACGGGACCUGCUGCGCCUUCCAUGAUGGGAUACUCGGAGUGCGCUGUGCCUGCCAGCCUGGCCACCACGGCCACCACGCAGCCAGUGCCAGCACGGGGAGCCCUCCCAGCCACAGGCACUGCAGCCGAGCAGCCACCGCCCCCACCACCCCCACAGACACCCCCACCACCCACCCCCAAGGCACCGCCGCCUCCAGAGAAGGAGAAGCCAAGGAAGGGGCGCAAGGACAAGAGCAAGAAGGGCAAGACAAAGAUGCCAUCGUUGGUGAAGAAGUGGCAGAGUAUCCAGCGGGAGCUGGAUGAGGAGGAGAAUUCCAGCUCCAGCGAGGAGGACCGGGAGACCACAGCCCAGCGGCGCAUCGAGGAGUGGAAGCAGCAGCAGCUGAUGAGUGGCAUGGCCGAGAGGAACGCCAACUUCGAGGCACUGCCAGAGGACUGGCGCUCACGGCUGAAGCGGAGGAAAACAGCCUCGAGCACAUGAGGCAUGCAGUGCUGUGCCCACCUCUUGGAGUUUUUUUGUUUUGUUUUGUUUUUUUACAGAUGUACAGUUCCUUUGACCAUUGUCCAAUAAAUUGUAGCAGUUUG